UUGAUAUUUUCUUCCAGGUCUACGCCUCUCAGCGCAUGCGUGCUGGCAAAGGUAAAAUGAGAAACCGUCGUCGCAUCCAGCGUAAAGGGCCAUGUAUCAUCUACAACCAAGACGCAGGAAUUGUCAAAGCCUUCAGAAAUAUUCCAGGCAUCACUCUGCAGAACGUGAACAAACUGAACCUCUUGAGACUCGCUCCUGGUGGUCACGUGGGGCGCUUCUGCAUCUGGACAGAGAGUGCUUUCCGCAAGUUGGAUGACCUUUAUGGCACUUGGCGCAAACCAGCCACCCUUAAAAAUGGCUACAACCUGCCAAUGCACAAGAUGACCAACACCGACCUGGGCAGGAUUCUCAAGAGUCAGGAGAUCCAGAAAGUACUCCGUGCUCCCAGUAAGAAGCUCAACCGCAGAGUACUAAAGAAGAACCCUCUGAAGAACCUGAGGAUUAUGCUCAAACUGAACCCUUAUGCCAAGACAGCAAGACGUCAUGCCAUCCUCAAGCAUGACCCCACGGUGAGAUGGAAUUACCACUUUACCAAAAGAUAAA
Molecule: messenger RNA, 543 nt
Organism: Cynoglossus semilaevis (tongue sole)
Lineage: Eukaryota; Metazoa; Chordata; Actinopteri; Pleuronectiformes; Cynoglossidae
Product: 60S ribosomal protein L4-like
Exons: 4
Coding region: 36-542 (168 amino acids)
Biological process (GO): translation
Cellular component (GO): ribosome
Molecular function (GO): structural constituent of ribosome
Source: RefSeq, a predicted model, not a curated record